AUGCAUGCGGAUGAGCUAAACCCUAAGGUCCUAGGGCAAUGGCACAUCCUGCUAAACCGCUGUGGGAAAUUUUCGGAUGGAGGAAGCAGUCAACCACAGACAGAGCCAGUAUACGGGCUCAUGUACUCAGCAUCACCUAGUAGGCUCGACCGGUCCCAAAACCAGGCGCCAGCACCUCGUGACCCGAGGACCAGCUCUGCCGCCGGCCACACCAUGGAUAUCGACGGCUUCGUUACCACCUCAGGGCGGAGAAGUGCCAAGGACCAGGAUCGAGUUGGCCAUGAUUUAGACCAACUGACGGCACUGCAGGAGUUCAUGGGCUUGCCGGGGGACGCGGACCCUCAGGGCUACACAGACGUGCCCGGACGUAGGAGUGAAGACCUCGUCUGCAAUUUCGCUGGGCACCAGUUGGGCGCCCUGUGCCGAUCACAAGGGCUGCUGGUAUUAAAUGGCCGUGUUUCUGGGGAUUUAGAGGGUCGUCUGACCUUCCCCAAGGGUGAAGCAGGUGGGAGCAUGAUCGAUCUUUUUGUAGGUUCGGCCGGUGUUCUCCGUCAUGCCUAUUGGAUGCGAGUGGGCGAGCUGCUCGCGCCAGAUGGUUGGUUCCCGACUGACCACCGUCCAGUGACGCUAGUGCUUGGUCUAGCUGUAGGAGGAACUGGAACGAGUGCCAAAGGGUGCUGCCAAAAGAAGCGAGCAGUGUUUGAGAUUUCCCGUUAUCGUGACUAUGCUGCUCUGUUCACUGAUGGAUCCCAGGUCAUGCAUGCACUAAAUGGGGUGAUCACGGACCUAUCGAAUGGGGCCUGCAACAGCACGGAGUCGGUGGAGCACAUUAGUACCCUCCUGCGGAAGGAUGGAGAGAAGCGAGUGAACCGCAUCGUUUUCAUCGGGCUGCACCAGGACCGAGAACAGCUGGCAAGCAGCCCAGGCCCAGUGUUGCUACCGUAA
Volvox carteri f. nagariensis is the source of this 945-nucleotide messenger RNA. RefSeq lists its product as uncharacterized. The transcript has 4 exons. The coding region runs from base 1 to 945 and encodes 314 amino acids. Lineage: Eukaryota; Viridiplantae; Chlorophyta; Chlorophyceae; Chlamydomonadales; Volvocaceae. The record is from RefSeq and is a predicted model, not a curated record.